GGAUCUGUAGAUAAGCCGCUUAGAAAAGUAAAAUGCUUUUAGAUUUAUGAAUCUCUGUUGAUUAACUUAGCAAUAGAUCUAGAUUAGUAGUCUAGUCCAAUACGAACUUAUUCAUUUUAUUUUGUACAAGUUUUGCUAUGAUGUGUAUUUCUUCUUCUUUUUGGAUUCCUGUUUUCUUAUAAUAUCUAUGCAUGUCACCGAAUCGAAAAUUCUCAUAAAAAAUACAUCAUAGAUCUAUUAAAUCUUUGUUAAAUUUAUAUUAGUGAUUUUUAUCACAUGUGAGCAGACACUUUUUUUUGAGUUAAGCUGUUUCGUUUAUUAAAAAACAAUGAACGGGAUAGAGUUUCUUGUGAGUCACCACACUUUGGUGCGCAAACAUUUAAAGGGAGAAGUCAUUCCCCACUUGACCUCUAGCGCCUUCAAAAGAACAAAGGAUGAAUUCAGCUCGAGAUUGUCCAGUCUUGAUGUAGCAGACAGUAGGACAGGGAGAGGGCAGCCGUCAUCCAGCGGGGUGGAGUUUAAACGGCAAAUGGAGCACCUCUCCCACUGUCUCCGCCAAUGGUCACACCAACAGAAAUGUUGUUUCCUGGAAGAACUCCUUCGUCACAGCUCCACUGUACAGAUCCAGUUUUUGUACACAGUUCUACAGCCAUCAGUGCACAGAGACUUCAUGUACACAAUGCGUACACGGUUCCCUGAGAUCGAGUUCUCUCCCAUUAGUACACACAUCACUAGACACAUCAAGAAAAGGCUACGCGAAGUGAAAAAACUGCGGUCAUUUUACCGCGUGGACAGCGCAUACAUCCAACAAGAUGAAGACGUGGCCAGGGUGAAGUUCCCUCCCUUGUUACACAAUAACUUCUUCCCGCCAAAGAAAAAGUACAUAGGCUUUGAUUAUUUCAAUCAUGAAGCUAAAAAGUCACGUGGUCACAACACGGAAACAGACGAUUCACUCAGUUCAAACAAAAUGUCUUCCAACUUUUCUUCAACUCUCUCUCUUGAUCGAACGCCACGAAACAAGAAAACGGACAGCAUGAAUGAUACAAAUGUUUCCAUGAGUGAUACAGUUACCGUGUCGGUAUUAAAUCUACCCACAGAAGCUAAAGAGCUACUCAACUGUUACAGGCACAGAUGGACUGAUAGUAAAAGGAAUGAAUUUCUCGAGCAACUGAUUCUGUCACUAGACCCACGCCAAAUUUACUUUGUCUCUAAAUAUCUGUCUUUCAAGCAGCAAAAAGACUUAGUCGGUCUACUUCCAAGGAAACUGGCUCUCAAAAUUUUGUCCCACUUGAGUGUUCGUCAACUGCUUAUUGCCUGCAAGGUAAGCAAACGCUGGCACAGCCUAGCUAGCAGUAACACCCUCUGGAAGGCCAAAUGCCAGGAAGUGACCAUACAUGUUCCUAUCCCCUCCAAACCGAACUGGAAGCUAGUCUACAGAGACAACUGCCACUUGAGAUAUAACUGGAACAACGCUCGCUAUCAAUCUCUGGAACUGGUCGGUCAUACACAAAGUGUCCAGUGUGUGACAUGUUACGGAGACAAAGUCGCCACCGGCUCCGCUGACCAGACCAUCAUUAUUUGGGACAUCCACACCGGAGUUAUGGAGCAGACGUUGACCGGCCACAGCAAAGGAGUCUGGUGUGUCCAGUUCUUCACCAAACAUCUUCUCCUCAGUGGUUCGUUUGAUACCACAAUCAGGAUGUGGAAUCUCAGGACUGGACAGACCACUCGAACGUUCUUCGGACAUAAGAAUCAAGUCCUGUGUCUCAAAUUACGCGGGACUGUGAUGGUAUCUGGAUCCCAAGACAAAAUGGCCAAGUUGUGGGAUGUAGGUCGAACUUUACUCGUUCAUACACUAAGUGGCCACUCUGCUGCUGUCUUCAGUGUGGACAUGUCCGAGGACUGCCAGGUCAUAGUGACUGCUGCCGGUGAUAAGACUGUACGACUAUGGGACAAGAACUCUGGUCAGCCUAUAAAAUGUGUCUGGGUGAGUCCGAACAACAGUAUCAUGACCAUCAGUUACAGUCAGGGCUAUUUCGUCUGCGCCUAUGACUUGACCAUCUGUCUCUACAAGGGAAGUAAGGUUGUCCGAACAUUUGAUGAGCACAGACAGAGAGUGGAAAGUGUGAAAUUGAUAAUUACUGAUGCAGACAAUGGAGAAGGUUACUUGGUCAGCGCUGGUCAAGAUGGACUCAUUAAAUACUGGUCUUUAACUGAGGACCAAAGUCUCCAGACAUUGUCUGGCCACCAACAAGCCAUCAAUUCAAUUUUCGUAGACGAAGUGUAUCUCGCUUCUGCUUCAUCCGAUAAAACUGUCAGAGUGUGGAAUUUUAACGUUGGCAUUGACUAUCAAAGUUGACAACAGUGUCUUUCUUAGUAUAGUUCCAUGCCAUGGUUGUACCAUCUAUCUUGCUUUGUAUUCAGUCAUGUUAAGUGUUGUCAAUUUAAACGAUUUCAUCGAAGUGUAUGUAUUGUAAUGACACAAUAGAAAGACGCGUAGAAGUUUGGGUUUAAUUGGGUUUCUCCGUAGUGACGUGACGAAUCAUAAAAAAAAAAUAAGAACAGAAAUAUAGAAUCAACGGACAAGGACGACCGAGCUAAAUAGACAGGGGCGAACUGGCUAUAUGGGCAUUCGGGCAAAUGCCCGGUGGGCCGAUACCUUAAUGUGCCGUUAGGGUCACUUGAAGGGUCUCAUGAAUGCCACUAUAUAACGCAUUAAAUUGUACAAAGUUUAUAUAAUUCUCUUAUAAAAAGCCUUCUGAGCGUCGUGUUUAAAAAAGAAACCUUUUACAGACUCAACAGUGUAACGCUAAAUUAAAUCUAACACAUUUUCCGAAAUAAUGUAAUAGUCUACAUCCGUAGACAGUGCUACUAGUAGGCUUCAUCCUUUAAGGGCCCACCCUUUAAGCGAUUAUAAAGCAAAUUAAGGAAUAAGGCCUACUAUAUUUCUUUUGAAAAUACCAUUGCAUUAUGCGUUUAGUUAUCAAUACAUUAUCAAACUUAACAGAAUGAUUUUGAGGACAGGUGGACCUAGAAAUGGAUGUCCAUCAUAUGAUAUACAAUUUGUGGGCCGAAUGUAUAGAAAUGCCUGGGCCGAUUUAACACCCAGUCCGCCCCUGUAAAUAGAUGACGUAGACUGUGGCCCUUUUUAUUCAAUAAAUUGUUUUGCAGUUACCAGCAGGAGUUAUUCAGUUUAUCUACUAACUGUUCUGUUGUUGAUUGUAUUUUCUAACUCGCGUCCACAUCUACAUUUAUCAACACAUCGACCAUCAAACAGGAAUGGCGACCCCCGAUCUGACGACACCUACAGGCGAGGUCGUCAUUUCAAACAUUAGUAAGCCAUAUUCGGAUACAGGACUUUGAGGACGGGAAUACUUGGCUGACAAGAAUGUUGAUAAUGCCGGGCACCGCUUUUUAAAAAAAUAUAUAGCGCUACUUUCAUGCUUAUAGCAUGCUCAGAGCGCUUUUGGUCCAAUCUCAUUUGUGGACCAGUUGGGGGGGGGGGGGAGGUGAGGGGGUAUCUAGGAGUUGGCUUUCCGUGCUGCCUCAAGGCGCUCAGUAAACACAACUCUUCCCGAGUCGUGUGUCGAACCUCGAGCCCCCUUCUAGGUAGCCAAGCCAAGCCAGGUUCAAGCGCACUUGGCCUCUUGACCAUGCUUAUAAUAGAUAUUACUACGUAAGCCAGGGCUAGGUCAUCCUAACCUAGCUCGGUUUUCAGUAUGCGACUGUCUAUAAUUCUAUAUCUUUGUCAAAUAUUACUUUUCGUUGUACCAUAAGUUGUUGUUUUUUGUUAAUUAAUUGAAAAACAGCUUUUUAAGUUGUUUUGUUUUUUAAAUCGAAUUUUAUAUCAAGUGACUGCGUCUUUCUGGUCAAAAUCAUUAACACGUUAUUUCUCCUACUUCUCAUUCUCGGAUGAAGUUGAAACUUUGCACAAUUAUUCAGUGUCAAUAACAACACACGAAUCAACAAAAAUUAACCAAACGUUGUACUUAUAUCAGUUUGUUUUAUAUGGAAAAUGCACUAAAUCGGCGACGGACGACUCGUGACAAUAAUCAAAAUAAUGUAGAAAAUUAGGCCCUUCGUUAAAAAUUUUAAAUUAAUUUUUAGAAGUACUUGGAUAGCUCAGUGGCAAAACACGUUGGCCUGACAUCUUGGAGGCUAGAGUUCGAUUUACGACUCGAUCGGACUUUUUUUUUUUUAGAGGACGGAAGCAUUCUCCCAGAUGUGUGAUUGCAUGAUUGAUUGAAAAUAAUGAAUGCAAUGUCACUCAAUAUAAGCAAUACUUUUUUUUUAAAUUAAAGUUUGUUUUAUAUUUAGCUUGUUGUUUGUUUGUGUUUAAGUGAAAGGAUUUGAGACGGGAGAAGGUUUCAAUAGUUCAACACAUGGAUCCUUCUGCUGCUCCUUGCCUGUUUUCAAAGUACACUUUUGGAAUGUAAAUAAUUGAUAUAUUUUGAAAUUAUUCAAUUUAACUUAUGAUAAUUUUUUUCCUUACUGUUUGCAUAUUUAUGUUUUAAGAUAUCUAAAAGUGUUUCCUGCAAAAUGACGAAGAAAUAAUGUUAACAAUAAAACGAA
Molecule: messenger RNA, 4572 nt
Organism: Biomphalaria glabrata
Lineage: Eukaryota; Metazoa; Mollusca; Gastropoda; Planorbidae
Product: F-box/WD repeat-containing protein 7-like
Exons: 16
Coding region: 329-2359 (676 amino acids)
Molecular function (GO): protein binding
Source: RefSeq, a predicted model, not a curated record